GCUGCAGAGCAUCCGCCGUCCCAGCAGCUUGGAACCAGGGACUCUUAUGUUUGCAAUCUGGCUGGGCUCAGCUGCGUGAUGCACAGCGAGAGACGCCACAGGCCGGGCUAGUUCUUACUGUUCUUACUCUGUACUUGGGUGCACCGAAAGGCACGUACAAGGUGAAGAUGCCCGAGACUCAGGCAUCGACAUAGACAGGAAUUGAAGCUUUCAGCAUGCGAAGGAAUUUCUAGGUAUGCAUGCAAGCCCAAGGUGGCUUCUACCAGCAUGGCAAGAUCUCGAACUACAACCCUCCUCCCUGCCAGCGAGCGACUCGGGCCCUGGUUCGUACCGAAAAGCAAAAAGAGUGGAUGGCGCGCUACGACGUACCGGGUAACAGAGUCCUGAAGCAGCAUUCGAAGAUCCGAUAUACAGCUACGUGACUUGGGAGAGCUCGGGGUUACAAUCCCCUACCACCACUACUAAGCACAUACUGUUGCUCGGAGAAGGGAUUCGAGUGGAACUUGGACGUCUAAGCGAUGGAUUAAUUCCAGCAACUAGGCCGUAGAAGUGGCCCACAAACUUGAACUGUACGUAACUUGAAGGUGGAGGAUCACUUGCUGUACUACUACGAAACUAGGGCAGUUUUAGUGGUUGAUCCCAACACUCCCGGCAACUCGGUUCCAGCAAUUUGGUUGAGGUUUUUAUAUCCCGCUCACUACGGGCAGGCUGGCUACCUGCUUCUGACACUCGCAGGCUUUCCAGUGCACACACACACCGUGUCAAAUCUUGUGUGCCUCCCUUUCAUUCAAGGUCUGAGCGCCCAUAUCCCUGCCGGCUGCCUGUGUGACAGCCGCUGGUUCCGAGCGGACGGUUCGGAAUCAGCCCGCUUAACUGACAUGCCUGGAGGUAAACUUUUGCCUGCCGUCACCAAGCCCCCAUUCUCGCAACCAGCCUUUCUGUUUCUAUUGCUCUGUCCCACGAGAGGCGGACGUGAUGUAUGUUUGACAUUGAGCCACCUUGCUUUUCUGGCCGACAGAAAACUGCACAGUGUUGCCCUGUCAGUUGUACGAAGCUCUGUCACUGCCACGUGAGGACACAACCAGGGCCUGGCAGCUGGACAGCCCACGAGUUCGAGGGUCGACUCUGAUGAUUGGCAUUGGAACUGACAACCCUGCAGUGUGUUACUAUGCAGCACUGGCAGGAUUCUUGUCUGACCGCUUUUUGCGGGCUUGGUAGCUGAAUGGCUGAUGAGUCUCAUGGCUUCUAAAAUGUCGCCACUCUCGGUCCUCCUUUCAUGGCUGCGGUGCUGCUAUCACUUUCUUCCCGAAUUGGGCUUUAUGCUGAGCACCGGGUAAGCAGUGCACUUAUCAAGUCGUACAAACACGAGCCUGGUGGUGGCCCGACCUUACUUUUUGUAAGCAAGCCGACAACACUGUUGGCUCGUUCUCAUGAUGUUUGCCAUUCCAUUCCUUGUACCCGCUUGCAUUAUGCUUGCCUAGUGCUAGUGGGGCCUGAUACCUGAUACAACUGAAGCUACUGGCACAGCUGCAGAACACAGCUGCAGAAGGAAUCUCGAGAAUAGGAAAUUAGGAAUGGUCUGCAUCAGAAACUUGAACUCAGUGGACAGGAAUUCGUCUGCAUGAAACUAGCCAUGUCCAACCUAUCAUUACUCGACACAUCUCAACCGGGGAUGGUUACUUGGCCCAGGACGCUGGCACAGCAAAUCCAUGCAGCGGACCGAGUUACACCAUGGGCUGGUUCUUCUCUGCAGCAGUCCAGCUAUCUUGAAGCCAAUCCACUCCCACACCCACCCUGCAGUGGGCCAUCUGGUCCGGCCUGAUGCCCAAAUGCCCAACCAAAAACAGUUCCAUCCCGGCCUGGGGACCUCCUACACUCCGAACACCCGAAUAAACAAAGUCACUUCACAGCCCGGUCCAUGUACUGUAGCAAUCAGCAGGACCUCGCAGAUUUCACCCUCUCCGUCCCAGUUAAUUAGGUUUGUGUGGGCGUUUUAUGUGCUGGCACUGUGGAGUUAAUAAUGUCGAAUCUGUUGCCCGCAGUAAUCAAUCCGACCGAUGCUCUGACGUGUCCUGCAUGAAUAAUAUCCUCGGCACUCUGGCUUCAGCUCAAGCAGCCGUCUUGUCGGGCGCCGGCUGUUUGGUCCUCUUCCACAAGCACACAGUGCUGACUGCGGAAAAUGUGAAGAGAAUACUAGAAUGAAAAGCACCACGUCAGUUAUGCCGGCCACGCCAUAUGCCUCUGUUUGGGAGGGAUCUCCGACCUACCACAGAGCGAUACUGAGUCCCCAGAUCGACUUCAUCUCCAGACAAGUGGCUUUGGAAGUACCGAUCCACAUUGAAUACUUGACCGCUCCACCUUUGUUCAGACUAUUUCCCAGCGCGGAGGUGAAGUCGUAGGCACUCGAAGUCGCCUUGGUGAUCUCGUCAAGCACUUUGCAAUUGAGGAUGCUGUCGAAGUACAGAAUGAGGGUAAUCGCACAGUACAGCACGGCUAUGCAUACCUAGACAAAGUUGCGACCAGAACUGGCGGUGGUGUUGCGCCAGCCCCAACCAUCUCGGAGACGAAAUUCGCGGUGAUUCCGAUAACAGCAAUCAUGGAUGCCAUCUGGAGGGCUCGGGUGGCCUUAAAGGUGGCUCCGAGCACUCCGUGAUCUGGACCCAUUUUGAAAGAAAGAGUAACGAAAGUUGAAAUUGGUAUUUUGAGUGAGAAGACAAACACCUGAGGCCCGAAGGCGGACAAAAGAUGGGUUGUUUGUGGGUUGGCGUCGAGCCGAGUCCGAGUGGUCGGUACAAGUUUCAAUGAAGGAGUGCACAAAGUCAAUAUGGUUCAAAAAGGACAGAAACCCAAGAAUGGCCGCUCAGUUGCAGAUCAACAACUUCUUUUCUUUCAGAAGGAAUGUCGUGUGUGCGGCUUGACUAUCCUAAGGUGACUUACGACGGGCUUCCAUGUAGCCUUAAGUAUUUCGAGAUUGUCUGCAGAGCUUGCUGCAGGUGGUGGGCGGUGGCAAGACACAUGCGCACGACAACUGUCUCUGUUUCUGGUCAGUCUCGGAGAUCUUGUAUGAAGAUAAAACGAAUGGCGGUCAAUGGUUCUGUUCGAGGUGAAGCCGUUUCGGAGCUAAACGCCGGGGGCUAUUUCAGGCGGCGGUUAUGCUUGGACGAGUCGCGCAGCCGCCAGACAGACAAAGCCAACGCGUCUCUGAUGUUCCAUUUGCUCUUUCAGCGCAUGUUCAGACAAGGCCGUGGAUAAGCGGACUUUCAGUUUCCUCUAGCCAUGUUUCACCGAACAAACAAAGGAUGUGGCCAGUGAAGCAUUUCGGCGAGUGCAGCCGCGGACACGAUGACAGAACACCACGCUGAACUCUAGGGUGGUAGUGCCGGCGAUGAUGGCUGCAGACCGUGGUGAGCGAUGCCUCAUACCGAUCAUUAUAGAAGACAGUCUUCUGUUCAAACUUCGACACUGAGGACAUUAUUAUGGUUGGCAGAAACGUGGAUCAUGGGAUGAUUCGUGGAUGGCGGUUUGACCGGCAAUGCAGUGACGCCUCCUAAGCCCUCCACUGCACUGGCACUGGCAAGCUCAGCUUGAAAGGCCAAGCCUGAGGAGGCUGAUUGAAACAGGCUCCAGCCACAGCACAGUGCAGGACCUACCUCAGCUUAGGUAACGCACCAUCGGUUGCGACCUCUGCCAGUCACAGGUGCCAGUGUACUACUGCUAAUAUGUUAGGUUAGUACUACUAGUAGUAGUAGUAGUGCAGUGCCACUCCAGCCACCAAAUGCAAGGCGUCCUUCAGCAAAUCGCAGCCCUUGUAUCAUGGUAUGACGUCUUUCCCGGGCGAAUCAAAUGGCUGGCCUGGGUGGUUUAGUGGUACUACCAGCCCAACUCCAACUCUGAAAGGGAAAAGAAAAAUCAUCCUUAUCUCGUUAUCAUCAUGGUUUCUGUCGAUCAAGGUCGCUGCUCUGGAGCGUCGACGAGCUGUUCACUGGGAGGCGUCGUGGGCUGAGUUUGACUUCUUCUUCUGCUGUUGCUGUUGCUCACUUAUUGUAUUCUCAUCCAACACAUAACCCUGUACAUACUUACUUCAGACUGGUACUUUCCACCUCGUAUUCGGAGUUCUGCAGCUUGCCGUUGCCUUUAUCCCCGCUCACUACAUUGGAUCAAGCCGUCACUCCGCAUUUGGUGCAAGAUCUUUGCCCCGCGUGAUCGAGCCAGUAGACUUUUUGAACUGGUCCGGGGCCUCCAACCCGUCACCGCUUUCAACUCGAGGCCGUCCUGCAGAAUUUCGACAUGUCUCUCACGCGGGUUGCCUCGGUGGAGGGAUUUGAUCGAGAGCGAAGAGGCUCCAAUUCUUCUCAUCACAGGAUGACCUUCAACCCUGUGUCCGAAUGGGCUCCUCCGAACGACCGAAAGCCAAGUCUCGUGCACGCCGCUCUUGAAUUCGAGGAGGUGUCCAAGCAGAAACGUAUAGUCCAGGUGGUCAUAGCUAUCAUCUACUGCCUCUUCGCCGCCGGCGUCGUCUUUGGUUAUGCAGCGAUCAAGCCCGUCCUCAUCGAUGAAGGCGUCUUCAUAAAUCUUUGCACCCCAGAGGAGGUGGAGAAGCAUGUCUCCCCGUGUUUCCAGCAGGAGAUCCGCCUGAACUUCAUGUUCACGGUUGCGGCGGUGUCGACGAAUGUCGCCGCCCUGCCUAUCGGGACCAUCCUUGAUAGAUAUGGUCCUCGUGUCUGUGGCAUCAUCGGCAGUAUUUUCCUGGCGCUGGGAGCCUUCCUCUUCUCCUUUGCCCCGCGAAUACGGGCCGACCUCUUCACGCCAGGCUACUUUUUCCUUGCUUUGGGUGGUCCUUUCAUCUUCAUCUCCUCUUUUCAGCUAUCCAACACCUUCCCAAAACAUUCUGGCCUCAUCUUGGCUCUCUUGACCGGCGCCUUUGACUCUUCAUCGGCACUAUUUCUGGUCUUUCGCCUGAUCUACGAAUCGACAAACAAAAGGCUAAAUACUCACCGUCUCUUCCUCAUCUACCUCGUUGUACCUCUGUUCAUUUUUCUUGCCCAGGUGUUUUUGAUGCCCAAGGAAUCGUACAAGUCGGUUAGCGAGGUGGUCAAGGACGCUGAAGAGGAGAUAAAUGCACCCACACCUCCUGAUCUUUCAGAAGAGGAGCUUCUAGCUUACAGACAGCGGCGGGAGAGUACUAUCUCGGAUGUUAACCUCCUGCUCGAUAAGACCACCAACACGAAACGUGCUAAGAGGGAGGAAACAAAGAACAGCAAAUCAGGCGUAUGGGGAGCCAUGCAUGGUCACACAGCCUGGGAACAGAUCAAGUCACCUUGGUUCGUGCUCAUCACUCUCUUUACUGUGGUACAAAUGACCCGUAUCAACUACUUUGUGGCCACCAUUCGCCCCCAGGAACGGUAUCUCCUUGGCUCCGAACACAAGGCCAAAAUGGUCAACGACUUCUUCGAUGUGGCGCUGCCUCUUGGCGGCGUCCUAAGCAUUCCUUUCAUUGGCACUUUGCUUGAUCACACGUCCACGCCAUUUGCGUUGGGCUUCCUGGUUGUUGUGGCCACGCUGAUCGGCAUCUUGGGAUGCCUGCCGUACGUAUGGGCCGCAAUUGCCAAUAUAUGCCUUUUCGUCGUCUACCGUCCCUUCUACUAUACAACGGUGUCGGAUUAUGCUGCCAAGGUCUUUGGCUUCCAGACAUUCGGCAAAGUCUACGGUCUCAUCAUAUGUCUCGCUGGCCUCUUCAACUUCCUCCAGUCCCCACUCGACGCCGCAACACUGGUGCUAUUCAAGGGCAACCCCAUUCCUGUGAACCUAAUUUUGAUGGGAGUUGCUGUUCUUGUGGGUGCAGUCUUGGUCGUAUUCACCUACGUUAAGAGCCGCUCCAUGAAGCGGGAACAGUUGGAGGCUGAAGCCGAGGGUGCCUCAGAGGCGUUGAUGCCGAAUGCGAAUGGAAGCUCCUAUGGCACAACAGAAAUCAGGUAAACCAGCGUAGCUGGCGGCAAGAAUUCAACUUGACCGUGCAUGGAUCUGCUCAACUGAGCCAUGUCCAAGCGGACAAGAGUGGCUGUCAUAGCGAAGGGGAAGUUGAAUCUUGUUCGGUGAUCUUUUGGAUGUAUCCGUCAGCAUUUCGUCCUGCAUCCUAGCGUUCAGCUUCAUCUGCGAGUCUGUUGGGAGCCUAUGGCGUUGGAACUUAUAUUGAUGAUUUUCAAAUGAGGGCGUCUACUUUGACUGUACUGUGUCUGGUGACGAAGCAAUGUGCAUGUCGCGCUAUUGGCACACCAAAAUCCAGGACUCCUACCAGGGGCCAGAUAUAAAGGACUUCAGAUCUCCAUA
Molecule: messenger RNA, 6327 nt
Organism: Exophiala dermatitidis NIH/UT8656
Lineage: Eukaryota; Fungi; Ascomycota; Eurotiomycetes; Chaetothyriales; Herpotrichiellaceae
Product: MFS transporter, LAT3 family, solute carrier family 43, member 3
Exons: 5
Coding region: 4288-5976 (562 amino acids)
Biological process (GO): transmembrane transport
Cellular component (GO): fungal-type vacuole membrane
Molecular function (GO): transmembrane transporter activity
Source: RefSeq, a predicted model, not a curated record